Messenger RNA from Salvelinus sp. IW2-2015, 3785 nucleotides. Its product is annotated as desmoglein-2.1. Gene Ontology annotation, molecular function: calcium ion binding. Gene Ontology annotation, biological process: homophilic cell-cell adhesion. Lineage: Eukaryota; Metazoa; Chordata; Actinopteri; Salmoniformes; Salmonidae. The record is from RefSeq and is a predicted model, not a curated record. Gene Ontology annotation, cellular component: plasma membrane; desmosome.
AGUCUCUCACCCACGUCCACUAUUAUAACGUCGAGGACUCGCUUGUGGAUAUAGCUCGGAUUCUAGCUCAGGUGUUUGGAUUUUGGGACAUUCUUCCGGUCAUGAAUCGGGUUUCUUUGCCCGCCGCUGCUCUUUUGCUAUUUACAUUCACGGUUUUAGUGUCUGUGACUGUGGUGGAGACACGUCAUUCCACUGGGCUAAGGAGACACAGGAGGGAAUGGAUCAUCCCUCCCCAGAAACUAGAUGAAAAUGUAGACUACACCAAGAAAGAGUUUAUUGCCAAGAUCCGGUCAGAUUCAGACGAUGGGACUGGUAAUGUGCAGUACUCUCUAACUGGGGUGGGAGCUAAUGCAUACCCCUUCAACCUGUUCAUAGUGAACCCUGACACCGGCUUUGUACGCAUCACUGGUAUCCUGGACCGGGAGACUAUCGCCAUGUACAAUUUGUCAGGUACCGCUAAGUUCACUGAUGGCAGUCAAGCAGAAAAGAACAUUGAUUUGAGGAUCCAAGUUGUGGAUCAAAAUGAUAACCCUCCUAUUUUCGGUGACAUUAACCCAGGAGAGGUGUACGAGCUCAGCUCAAAAGACACGUCCAUCAUGCAGUUGGUUGCGACAGACGCUGACGAACCAGGGAAUGAGAACUCUAAGAUUGCCUACACCAUAAUUAAACAGGAGCCUCCAGGAGAGAGCAUGUUCUACAUCACCAAUGAAGGAGAACUGAGAGUAAAACAGUCCACACUGAACAGAGAGGUGCAGGACUGGUACAUGCUGACAGUGAAAGGUACAGAUCUGAACGGUAGACCAGAGGGCAACACCGGCACCGGAACCUUUAGAGUCAACAUCAAGGAUGUGAACGACAACCCUCCCACUCUGGAGAAAGAUGAGUAUGAGGGCAGUAUUGAGGAGAACACAGAGAACGUGGAGGUGAUGAGGUUCAAAGCGGAGGACAUGGACAUGGAGAACACUCCUAACUGGGUGUCUCAGUUUGAAAUCGUCAAGGGCAACGAGGCUGGCUACUUCAGUAUUGAGACAGACCCCAAGACCAACGAGGGAGUUCUGAUGCUCAAGAAGUCUGUAGACUAUGAAGACGUCAAACACCUUGAGCUGGGAAUAGCCGUAGCUAACCAGGCUCCACCCUAUAAUGGUGAAGGAGGAGGAGGAGGAGGAGGAGGAGGAAGUGGGACAGGAAGUGGGGCAGGAGGAGGUGGUAGUGGAGGAGGUGGUAGUGGAGGAGGAGGUAGUGGAGGAAGUAGUGGAGGGGGAGGCAGUGGAGGAGGAGGCAGUGGAGGAGGAGGAGGAGGAGGUGGAGGCUCGUGGUUUGGUGGUGGAGGUUCUACAGGGAAACCUAUGAAGACCUACCCAGUAAAGAUCGCCGUGAAGAACCAGCCAGAGGGGCCACGGUUUGACCCCAAGGUCAAGGCUAUCCCCAUCUCAGAGGGAGGAGACUUCAAGAUCAACAAGGUGAUCGGCUCCUACCAUGCCAUCGACGGAGACACACUAAUGCCUGCACAGAAUGUCAGGUAUGCUAAGGGCUCUGACCCAGACAACUGGCUGACCAUUGAUGAGUUAACUGGGGAUAUUAAACUCAAUAAGAUGCCUGACAGAGAGUCCAAGUUCCUGGUCAACGGGACAUACUACGCCAAAGUUCUCUGCAUGACCCAAGACAUGCCCUCUAAGACAGCCACGGGUAUGGUAGCCAUCCAGGUGGAGGACAUGAACGACCACUGCCCCACGCUUACUAGUAACGUUCAGACCAUGUGUAUGACAGCCGAUGCUAUUACCGUGACUGCAGUGGACAAAGAUGCGUUCCCCAACGGAGCCCCCUUCACCUUCACCAUCAUCCCAGAGGGAACAGAGGGAGUGUGGGUGGUCGAGCACCUAAACGACACCUCGACCAUCCUGAGGUCCCAAAAGGAUUUGUGGCCGGGCUCCUACGCAGUUGCCAUGGAGAUCCGCGACCAGCAGGGGCACGCGUGUCCUGACCUGCAGAAGCUAAAGGUAGAUGUCUGCACGUGUGCGGACAAAGGGAAGGCGUGCGCGACACGAGGAGCUAAGGGCUCAACCGGGGCAGUGCUAGGGCCUGCAGCAAUUGGACUGCUCUUCCUGGGUCUGCUGACGCUACUGCUAAUCCCUCUCCUGCUGUUGUUCUGUACGUGUGGGGGUGCCGGAGGUCUUCCUGGGGGCUUCACUGAGAUGCCCUUUGACGCCAAGGCACAACUAAUUUCCUACCACACUGAGGGACAGGGGGAGAACACGGAAGUACCUCUGCUGAAUGCACCAGUUCAGGUCGACACAGGAAGGGUCAAAAUGAUCAACGCGGGAACCAUUGCAGCAACGACCGGAGGGGCGGGGCUAAUGAUAGGUGGUGAUCAGUUCCAGAACUCCUCCUCCACGAUGGGCGGUGGAUUCUACCAAUCAGACGGCCUUAUGGAUAUUGGAUAUAAGAAUGGAGGAGAGAUAAUCGGACAUGGGAAUGGAGGAGGCUUUUAUUCUGAGUAUGAGAGCAGAGAGGGAGGAGGAGCCUAUGAAGGCAUCGCCCUGCCUGAUCACUACCUGGAGGAGUACUACUCUCAGAAAGCUCAUUGUGCAGCUGAAAACCACAUCCAGAAGGACAGUCAGUUGGUGUAUGACUACGAGGGCCAGGGCUCUCCUGUGGGCUCGGUGGGAUGCUGCAGCCUCCUGGAAUCUGACAACGACCUCCAGUUCCUCAAUGACCUGGGGCCAAAGUUCAAGACCCUGGCCGAGGUGUGCCGCGGAGAGAGGAUCCAAACUGAAGUCUCUGCCCCUCUGCCACCCAGACCCAUCAUCUCCAUGCCAACAGCAGCCAGCAGUGUGACGACCAAUGUGGCGUCCAGAGUGGUUUCCGCCGCCCCGGUCCCAGCCCCAGCACCGCCCCCUGCCCCGGCCCAGGUGACACACGUCGAGAGGGCUGUGGUGAGGGAGUCAGAUCGUUCAGAUCGUUUGUCUACUCUGAGGCAGGACAUGGUGGGAGGAAGCCAGGGCCAGACCUUCCUACUGCAGCAACAGCCUAUGUACUACACCACCAUGCAGCCUAUGAUGCAGCCCGUGGUGCAGCAGAUGCACUAUGUAGUGGAGCAACAGGUCCCCAACACACAGAGCAUGAUAAUGGUCAACGGGCCUCCGUCAGGCUCGGCCCAGGGCCUGGUGCUGCAGGGGCAACGGGUGGUGACCGGUACCCAGGCUCAGGGCACCCUUGGCAGGGGAGAGGGAGGCCUGAUCCAUAUGGGGAACAUGUCUGGUUCUCAGGGUAUGAUGGUUGUGGAUGGGCCGGUGAUGCAGGGGGGGCAGAUGCUCCAAGGGGGGCAAAUGCUGCAGGGGGGGCAAGUUUUUCAGGGGGGGCAAGUUCUUCAGGGGGGGCAAGUUCUUCAGGGGGGGCAGUUGGUACAAGGGGGUCAGGUCCUUCAGGGGGGUCAGGCCUGGCUGCAGCAGUGUAGCUCCCUGCAGCGAGGGGGCUUAUCAGGGUCACAGAGCAUGCUGGUGAUGGAGGGACAGGGGGGUAGCAGCGGAGGUAGUGGGGUGCAGAAAGGCCAGGGAGGGGUGUUAGGGUUCUCCCAGGGGUCCAUGCAGAGGAACGGCCUCUCUGGCUCACACAGAGUCCUCUACACCACAGAGCAGAGCUCAGCCGCAGAGUCCAGCGCAGGCUCACAGAGCGGCAUUGUAGGAUUGAACGGGUCCUCCAGCAAGGUCAGCAUAGGCCCCGCCUCCACCUCCCGCAAGGCGGUGAUAGAGAAGAGAGUUGUGACCAACCAGAGCACCAGUAAAUAA